Molecule: messenger RNA, 1779 nt
Organism: Cynara cardunculus var. scolymus (artichoke)
Lineage: Eukaryota; Viridiplantae; Streptophyta; Magnoliopsida; Asterales; Asteraceae
Product: SAP30-binding protein
Exons: 10
Coding region: 336-1664 (442 amino acids)
Biological process (GO): regulation of DNA-templated transcription
Cellular component (GO): nucleus
Source: RefSeq, a predicted model, not a curated record
ACUGUUUUUAAACAAAAACAGCACUCCAGCGCCAAGCCCUGCCCCCUCACGGCUUCACCCUCUGCCAUCGCCUAGCGUCCAGCCGCCCCUUACCGCCGUCCGCCGGAUCCGGCCAGUUCUCUCAGGCUCUCACUCACCCAGUCACUCUCUCAAUCUCUCAUUCAGGAAUUUGAUCCAAUUUAAAGGUGCACCCGCUCGGCAAAAAAUCCUGGGUCUGCCACUGGCCUGCCUUCACCACUGAAACAGAACAUCGCUCUCGCUGCUUCUCUCUCUCUCUCUCUCUCUCUCUCUAAGUCUUAACUCCUCAGUCUCAGGACCCGUGUUGAAAUCUUUCCAUGGCGUCUAAGAAGAAGGAAUCGGAAGGCAUCGCCCUUCUCUCUAUGUAUGGCGACGAAGACGACGAUAUGGAAGAAGAUAUAGAUACUGAUGACAACAACAGUGAUAACGACGCUGUUCCACAAGAGAACAAGGAACAGAGCGAAGUUGGUGCGACCGAAACUGUGAAUAUGGAAGAAGAUGAUGCUGAGGCCCUUAAUAAUAGCAACAAUAUUAGUUAUAACUAUGGAAGCAAUGUUGAUCCAGUUGUUAUAUUGGAUUCUGCUAAUGAUAAUACAACACCAGUUUCUAUUGAUAAUUCAACACCACCGCCUCCAUUAGCUCAGCAAGUGAUUGGUGUGGAGCCUAGCAGAGGUAUGAAGGGGACUCUAACGAUUGUCGAUUAUGGGCAUGAUGAGGCAGCGUUGUCUCCUGAAGCAGAGGAAGGGGAAAUAGUAGCAACUGGUCGUGUAACGUUUGGUGCAGAGCUUCAAACUGUAAAUGGAACACCGCCAGGGACAGUACAGCUAUUAACACCAAGCACACAAUCAACUCCUCCUCAAUCAUCUGAACUUGUUGAACAAUCACAGUCUGAUGCAAUGAACUAUAAGGGAAACGAAUCAGAAUCUGCAGUGCCUGAAGAAGCUGUAAAUAUGACUGAAGAUGGACAGAAGGAGAUGGAUCCUUUAGACAAGUUUCUUCCCCCACCACCAACGACAAAGUGCUCUGAUGAACUGCAAGAGCGGGUGCAGGAAAAGAUUGUCAAGUUUAUGAGGCUGAAGAUGAAAACUGGGAGAAGCUUUAAUUCGGAAGUGCGCAAUAGGAAAGAAUAUCGCAACCCAGACUUCUUGCUACAUGCUGUGACUUACCAGGACAUCGAUCAGAUAGGAUCUUGCUUCAGUAAAGAUGUUUUUGACCCCCAUGGUUAUGACAAAAGUGAUUACUAUGAUGAGAUAGAGGCUGAUCUGAAGAGGGAAUUGGAGAGGAAAGAGCAAGAUAAAAAGAAAAACCAAAAGAUUGAUUUUCUUUCUGGUGGAACACAAUCUGCUGCAGCUAUCCCGAUGCCAAAAAUCGUGGCGAUUCCAGCUGGUGGUGGAUCAAGUUCAGUUUCAGCUGCUGUUGAUACUGGGACCCGGGAGGGCAGGCCAAAUAAGAAAUCCAAGUGGGAUAAGGUUGAUGGGGACAGAAGACAUCCACUGACCACCAGUGGGCAGGACUCUGGGUCACAUGCAGCCGCCCUUUUAUCUGCUGCUAAUGCUGGGACUGGGUACACAGCUUUUGCGCAACAAAGACGGAGAGAGGCAGAGGAAAGAAGGUCGAGCGAUAGGAAAUUGGAUAGAAGGUCAUGAACCACUUCAAUCGUCCCAUUGUAAAUUAUAAAAAAAAAUAUUUCCCUUUUAUUUCCAGGGAAACAUCACGGCUUGGAUAGAAGAUCAUGAACAACUCCAAUUAUCUGCUUUUUUU